CCAAUGGUAACAUAGUUGGUAUUGCAGUACACAAAGAAUUACCCCGAAGAGGCGACAUCAGUGGAGCACUUGAAGCAAUUGAAAUAUUAGCUGAACAAACAAAAGGAAUGAAUCCGCUCAGGGAUACUGAGGAUGCAAUGUAUGCUCUUCUUACAACAAAAGGUUCAAAUUCCAUGACACAAGAACAGUACCUUCCAGUAAAGUCGGAAGGCAAAACAAUUGCAGAAGUCUCCAUGGUCUUUGCAGAAUUUAUCGUCGUAGUGACGAGUACAUUUGACAUGAAUAUGAAAAGAAUGUCCAAAGCUGAAGUCUUGGUCGCAGUCGAUUUGAAGUACAGACCGGUUUUGACUUUCAUAGAAGAUGUCAGCACAUGGGAAGCAGGAGAUACUGUUGUUAUUGCAUCUACCGACUAUGACUGGAGGCAGGCUGAAGACAAAACUCUCAUUGAAUGUCCGUCCUGUAAUGAUAACCAAAUACGGGUAUCGGGUCCGUUGAAGUUCACUCACUAUGGAGAAAUCUACAAAAACGUUGAUAUGAGAGGCGAAGUUGGACUGUUAACCAGAAACAUUUUGUUCGACAGUGAAGAUGCUGAAGGGUCAACUACAUAUGGUGGAAACCUUAAGGUACUGAAAGGAUUCAAAAGUGUUCAUAUUGAAAAUGCAGAAUUCAAUGACCUUGGACAGCAAGAAGUGUUAGGCAGAUACCCAAUUCAUUUCCAUAUAUGUGAGGAUGUUGAUGAGAAUAAAGCUACAAGGCCAUGGAUCAAACACAACGCUAUUCAUCAUUCCAACAGCAGAUGUGUUACUGUUCACGGAACACAUGGUCUUAUUGUGGACGAUAAUGUAUGUUACAUGACAAAGGGUCACGGUUAUUUUUUGGAAGAUGGCGGCGAAAAGAGAACGGUAUUAAACGGUAACUUAGGACUCGGUCAGGAAAAAGGAACACUCAUUAAAGCUGAUAAAACACCAUCUACCUUCUGGAUUACAAAUCCUCUUAGUUACGUCACAAACAACGUAGCAGCAGGGGGAGAGGGACGAGGAUAUUGGUUUACAUAUCCACGAAUUCCAACAGGACCUUCAGCUAACAAAGGAUACAUGUUAAAAGAUGAAGCAAGACACACAGCUAUUACUGAGUUCGACAACAAUGUUGCCCAUUCAAAUGAAAAGCAUGGAUUCUUUCUUGAUAACGAAUUUCAUCCUGAUGGAAGUGCUACGGGAUACAGCAGAUAUAAACCUAAGGAAGAUCCCAUAAUGCAUCUGAAAUAUAAGAACUCUACUGAUAAACCAUCAAUAAUAAACAGAAUGACAGCCUACAAAAACACCCCUAGAAAUGCAUGGAUCAGAGGAGGAAUGAUCAAAAUUGUCCGUGCAUCGUUAUCAGACAGCGCUCAAUUACUUAGUGUAGUAAAAGAGAACUCUGCACUGCAGUUCAUAGACCAGAGUGUAUUUAUAGGAGAUUCUCCUAAUUUAGGAGAGCCAGCAACAGUUAACGGCCAACCCGUAUCAAUUAGAAGAUCUUUACCAUUGAUUUCUGCAAAUAUGAGGCAAAGUUUCAAUCCAAGAAAUGGAAUCAACUUGAGAGGUGGACCUAUUUAUGUUACAGACGUUUUCUUUGAUGGUUUUGCUGAUAAUGAAUAUUACCAAAUGGGAGCCAUUGGUUGGGAUAAAAUGCACGGACAAUCCCCUUUUCACAGUAUUACUAAUGCUCAAUUUGGUUUUUCGGAUCCAAGUGAAGGAAACAGAGUAAGAGUCAUUCUUAAGGAUGAAACGCAGCGAACUGGUGACGAUAUACGAACCUUCAGAGAUAUGGAUAACUCGUUUACGGAGCUUGGUGUAUCAGAAGACUCAGUUGUUGCAGUCCUAAGUCCUGAAGCCUUCCAUAUGACAGAAGAGUGUAAGAUUAGAUCAAAUUGGAAUUUUGGAUACUGCAAGCAUGCGUUUGGUAAAUUAGCUAUCAAGUAUUCCUCAGAUAACAUUUUAACGAUGACAAGGGACGAUGAUUUCGAGACCGCCCAUGUGGAUGCGGAUUCACCAGAUGAUGCCAGCUUUCUCGUCAUUACAGGAGAAAGUUACAGUUAUUCUAUGUAUUUUGAAGAGGAAGUUCCGAAAGAUAUUAAUAUACAAAUGAUCGGAUUAUCAAAAUCACAAGGUGUACGAUUAGGAGUGUGUAUCCCAUCCGAUGCUUCUUUUAGAGUUUUUGGAGGAAUGGUGAAAUGGGCAGCCGUAGAUUCAUUAAGCGACGUUGAUGCGAUCGGAGACUACUUUUACGAUUCUGAUACUGGUUACCUUGCCGUAUUCCUGUCUGACGUGAAAGAUUUUGAACCUGGGGAAGUAGGUCAUUGUGUUGGAGAGGGUGAAAUGUGUAGAAGAGUAAUGAUACGAAUUGAAAAGGGCGAUUUAACUCAGACUGACUGUCUUAGUGCUGCACAUGAAAAGUUCAACCUUUCUUCUAGUUUAUCCAAGUCCCGAAGGAACCUUACUACACCCCUCGAACAACUUAGUAAAAGACUGAAUUACGGAAGCAGACACAAAAGGGCCGUUGACACUGCUGGAGAGAUAGAUACCAGAGAACUUCCUGCUACUUCAAAUGAACCACCUGCGAACUGGGGAGCAGGGUCAACCAGAGGAUAAGAAAAUAAAGGGUGUCAAAAUCUAAAUUCGAAAU
This is a messenger RNA of Mytilus californianus (California mussel), 2664 nucleotides long. RefSeq names its product cell surface hyaluronidase-like. NCBI's taxonomy places the organism in Eukaryota, Metazoa, Mollusca, Bivalvia, Mytilida, Mytilidae. The coding region runs from base 108 to 2630 and encodes 840 amino acids. The transcript has 20 exons. The record is from RefSeq and is a predicted model, not a curated record.